GCGGAGGCGGCCGCGAGGCCCACGGCCGCCGCGCCGCAGGCCGCGAGGCCGAGGGCCUUCGAGGAGCCCGUGCCGCUCAGGGGCUUCGCGUCCGACGACGAGGAGGACGCGCCCAAGCCGCGAGGCGAGGAGCCAGCAAGGCAGGUGCGCGGGAGGGGCGCGAGCCGCUACGGCGACGGCGGGGCGGCGCGGGCGCUCCGCUCCAUGGCGAUCCAGAAGGGCAUGGAGUGGCCCGACGAGGUCAUCAAGAGCUCCAGGGACGUGCCCGCACCCCACCGUACCGCGGGGGCGCGCCCUUCUCGCGGAGCGCGUGGCGGAGGUCCAGGUCGCGCUCCCCGAGGGCGCGCUCCCGGCGGAGGUCCAGCUCCUCGGGCUCGCGCCGGAGGUCUCGGUCCAGAGGCCGAUCCAAGCCGCGGGCGCGGCCUUCCAGGUCUCGCUCUGCGUCCUCGAGGUCCAGAUCCAAGAGGAGGUCGGAGGGGCGCAAGAGGGCCUCGGGGUCGCGUGGCAAGGCGAAGCUUAGCGCUCGCUCGAGCUCCUCCGCCUCGUCGCGGUCCAAGAGCUCCAGCGCGCCAGCACCGCGCAAAAAGGCGGCACCGCAGCAGAAGCCGCGACGACAGGCGUCGAGCUCGUCCUCGUCUUCUGCCUCUUCGAAGCCGCGGCCGAAGCGGGCGCCCUCCGCCAAGCAGAAGGAGAAGAGCAAGGAGCAGGCCAGCAAGGAUAAAAAGCAGAAGAAGAGCCCCCCUGUUGAGAAGAAGGCCGCCAGCACAAAGGUCAAAGAGGUUUCUAAGCAGCAGGACAAGAAGAAGGAGAAGGAGGCCUCCAAGGAGAAGAGCUCGAAGACCAAGGCCGAUGGCAAGAGUGCAAAGGGCAAGAGCGAUAAUAAGAAGAAACGAUCACCAUCGGAGAGCUCAAGCAAAAGUGCAAAGAAAGCCAAGAAUGUUGGCAAGACCGACAAGGCAAAGGGGAAAAAGACAGAUAAGGGCUCCAAACUUACGGACGACGCAAGCCGGUUCAAACCCUACAGCAAGGUGGUGCUUCACGGGCUCACGAAGAACCUCGAGCUAAAUGGCCAGGGCGGAGUGGUGGUGCCGCAGGAGAUGUCGGUGUGGCCGGAGGUGCCUGGCUGCAUGAAGGUCCGCCUCGACUCUGGCCAGGAGGUGGCCGUGAAGGCCGGCAACCUGUCACUGGUGGCUCCGCCCUCGGAGGCCCGCGCCUCCCCGCAGGAGCUCGCCUUACAGGCCGCGCUGGCGCAGGCCAAGGCGGAAGCGGGGUCGAGCAUAUGAGCCAUUCCGAAAAAG
Prorocentrum cordatum is the source of this 1298-nucleotide messenger RNA. The record is from the annotation of a GenBank genome assembly. Lineage: Eukaryota; Dinophyceae; Prorocentrales; Prorocentraceae.